AUGGCUUUCAGUAAAGGAUACCGUGUCUAUCACAAGCUGGAUCCACUUCCAUUCAGUGUCAUAGUGGAAACCAGAAACAGAGAAGAGUGUCUCAUGUUUGAAUCCGGAGCUGUCGCUGUCCUCUCUUCUGCAGAAAAAGACACAAUCAAGAAUACCUACUCCAAAGUAAUGGAUGCAUAUGGGCUCUUGGGUGUAUUAAGAUUAAACCUUGGAGACACAUUGUUACAUUAUCUGGUUCUAGUAACAGGAUGCAUGUCUGUGGGAAAGAUUCAAGACUCUGAAGUUUUUCGAGUUACUUCCACUGAAUUUGUGUCGUUACGAAUGGAUUCAACAGACGAGGAUCGUAUUUCUGAAGUGCGCAAAGUUUUGAACUCGGGAAACUUUUAUUUUGCAUGGUCUGCAACUGGUGUCAGUUUAGAUCUUAGUCUCAAUGCUCACCGCAGCAUGCAGGAGCACACCACUGACAAUAGGUUUUUCUGGAACCAGUCACUGCAUUUACAUCUGAAGCACUACGGUGUAAACUGUGAUGACUGGUUGUUACGUCUCAUGUGUGGAGGAGUGGAGAUAAGGACAAUUUAUGCGGCUCACAAGCAGGCAAAGGCUUGUCUCAUUUCACGACUGAGCUGUGAAAGGGCUGGCACCAGAUUUAACGUCCGGGGAACAAACGAUGAUGGUCACGUUGCGAAUUUUGUCGAAACGGAGCAGGUGAUAUAUUUAGAUGACUCUGUGUCAUCUUUCAUACAGAUUCGAGGAUCUGUUCCAUUAUUUUGGGAACAGCCAGGCCUGCAGGUGGGAUCCCAUCGUGUCAGAAUGUCAAGGGGUUUUGAGGCGAAUGCACCAGCUUUUGACAGACAUUUUCAAACUCUUAAAAAUUUAUAUGGCAAGCAAAUUAUUGUAAAUUUACUUGGGGCAAAAGAAGGGGAGCACAUGCUUAGCAAAGCUUUUCAGAGCCAUCUGAAAGCAUCUGAACAUUCAGCUGAUAUCAAAAUGGUCAACUUUGACUAUCAUCAAAUGGUUAAAGGUGGAAAGGCAGAAAAACUACACAGUGUGCUUAAACCUCAAGUCCAGAAAUUCUUAGAGUGUGGAUUUUUUUAUUUUGAUGGAAAGGAAGUUAAAAGAUCUCAAAGCGGUACUGUCAGAACAAACUGCUUGGACUGUUUGGAUAGAACAAACAGUGUGCAGGCUUUCUUUGGCUUAGAGAUGCUAACAAAACAACUGGAGGUAUUAGGAUUAGCUGAGAAGCCUCAGUUGGUUACUCGCUUUCAGGAAGUUUUCCGAUCCAUGUGGUCUGUGAAUGGUGAUUCUGUCAGUAAAAUUUAUGCUGGAACUGGUGCCCUUGAAGGAAAAGCUAAGGCUGGAAAGCUGAAGGAUGGUGCUCGUUCUGUGACCAGAACGAUUCAAAAUAACUUUUUUGAUAGCUCCAAGCAGGAGGCCAUUGAUGUUUUGUUAUUGGGAAAUACCCUAAAUAGUGAUUUAGCAGAUAAAGCACGGGCUCUCUUAACCACCAGCAGUUUACGCGUUUCAGAACAAUCAUUACAAUCAGCAUCUGUAAAAGUGCUAAAGAGUAUGUGUGAAAACUUUUAUAAGUAUGCAAAACCGAAAAAAAUUAGAGUCUGCGUUGGGACGUGGAAUGUGAAUGGAGGAAAGCAGUUUCGAAGUAUUGCCUUUAGAAAUCAGACCCUCACUGACUGGCUUCUAGAUGCACCAAAGUUAGCUGGUAUUCAUGAAUUCCAAGAUCGCAAAAGCAGGCCUGUAGACAUAUUUGCCAUUGGAUUUGAAGAAAUGGUGGAGUUAAAUGCAGGAAAUAUUGUGAAUGCCAG
Antrostomus carolinensis (chuck-will's-widow) is the source of this 1820-nucleotide messenger RNA. Its product is annotated as synaptojanin-1. The record is from RefSeq and is a predicted model, not a curated record. Gene Ontology annotation, biological process: phosphatidylinositol dephosphorylation. Gene Ontology annotation, molecular function: phosphatidylinositol-4-phosphate phosphatase activity. The annotation marks the transcript as partial. Gene Ontology annotation, cellular component: endoplasmic reticulum. The transcript has 14 exons. Lineage: Eukaryota; Metazoa; Chordata; Aves; Caprimulgiformes; Caprimulgidae.